UUUCUUUUCUUAGCAUCUUCAAUAUGAGAGCUAACUGAGUUUAAUAUUAGACAGUUCCUCUAAUUAUAAUAUCCUCAUGAUCCUCCAUCGGUGCCCAAAGCGCUAUAUCCACUGUCGAUGGCUGCACAGACAAAAAGUCACUGUACGAUCUAUUUCCAUCCCAUCCAAUCAAUACAAUUGGCGCCCUGAUCCCAUCAUCCACCACCUAUAUAUAACCAUAUAACAUAUGCUUGUUAUUCUAAAUCUCCUGAAAUCAGCACCUUCUCCUUUGAGCAUUUCUGUCUCCACAAUAGGCGCACACAUUUCCUGCUCUCUGAUUCGCCGCCCUACAGCCCUACGAGAGGGGAUGCGCCGAAACUCCGCUUCUGAUUGGCCAGUUCCCCCCAUUCUCCUUCAAGCCUUUGCCAAGCCUAUCAAAAAGCAUCAAAAACUAUGGGCUCAUCGUGUGACGGAAACCCCGUCUGCACUGCUGCAGCAUCGUCACAUCCACUACUUUCCCCUCAUCGAAUCCCAAUGCACGAAUUGCCGCCGAAACAGGGAUCAACUCAGCCCUACGAGAGGUCGAGGCAUCAGCGUUUUCGUCGGUGAAGAUGCAUUUAUACCUGUCUGCUGUCUUGUCGUUGAGCGACACGUCUUCUUUCAUCUUUCUUCUCAUCACAGUCAAAAUGGGCCUCGUCAAAGUCCUCCUCAAAGCCAUCCUCAUUCCCAUUGUCUUCGUCAUCGUCGUGGCAGCCGUGGCCUUUUUCCUCUUCAAACGCCACCGUGACCGCAAGAAGGAGGAUCGAGAUAUCGAGAAUAGGGGCUUCCAACCCCCGCCCAUCCAACAAUGGGGGACUGGCCAUCAUCCCUCCACCAUGAGUCCGGUCCAGAAACCUGAGGCUGUGGUCUAUCCGAUGCAGUAUCAAUAUCAGUAUCCUGUUGAAGCUCCCAAGGUGCAGCAAGCUGGUAUGUCAUCUAUUCUAUUCUGUUUGAAAUAUUCUAAUUGUUUGUUAGUGCCCGCCCAAUGAAUACACCUCCGUCUAUACCCAUUUAUACCCAUAUAACGCUCAAUGUGACUGUCUGCUGGCUAUGAUG
Molecule: messenger RNA, 1074 nt
Organism: Aspergillus wentii DTO 134E9
Lineage: Eukaryota; Fungi; Ascomycota; Eurotiomycetes; Eurotiales; Aspergillaceae
Exons: 1
Coding region: 227-766 (179 amino acids)
Source: RefSeq, a predicted model, not a curated record